AUGCCCGAGACCCAGUCACUCUGGGUGGCUGCGAAAGCCAAACUCGACAAAGCUGACCAGCAGCUGCUAGAAUUUGACAGCGACAAUGGUAUCAAGCAAUCUCGACAAAAUGAAAAUAUAUUGGAGAGUCUCGAGCAAACUACUCAGGAAGCAUACGAUACAUGCGUCCACAAGAGAUGGAAAAUCACCAUCCCGGGAAAAGGGAAGAAAUUUAUCAUUCGUGACCUCCUGAGCAAAGUCGCGCACUGGAUCGAUCUAUUCAAAUCCGUGGGCGAUCAAAUCGUGCAGUAUGACCCAGGCCACGCUGCCUUACCGUGGGCUGGAGCCCGAUUUUUGCUGCAGAUGGCUAUCAAUGAUUUCAGCAAAUUCGAUUUCGUUGUGCAGGGUGCGGAAAGAAUCACUAAAAUGACGGCGCGAUACAAAAUUAUCGAGCAGAUUUACGUUCAAAAAGGCUCAGCUGCCUCAGAACAGCUUGAGCAGGCAGUUGUGGGGGUGUACGGCUCGAUCCUCAAAUAUCUUGUUGGAGCCAAGCGCUAUUUCGAACAUAAAACAGGAGGUGAGCUCACAUUGCCAGGGUCAAUUGUAACUGGGCAAAGCUCACAGCCUCUAGUGCGAAUUUUGAAAAGUGGCCUUUUUGGUCAGAAUGACUUCCAGGAACUUUUGGACAAAAUGGAAGCGGACGAAAGAUUGGUAGACCGGUGCGCGAGUUUGGUUCAAGGUGAGAUGAAUAAUGAGAUUUCCUCUCAUCUCGCGACCUUGUCAUUAGACAUGAGUACCAUUCAUUCACUGCAAGAUACGCUCAGUCGGAUGAAACAGCCAAUCUCACAGGCAUUCUUCCCCUUAAGCAAGGUUGAGGAUCAUUUAGACAGUAUACAGCGACGACAGAUGCUGGACUGGUUGUCUUCUCAGCCGUAUGUUGACCACCACGCCACGAUCAAAUUUAGAGUCCUGGACGGAACAUGCCAAUGGGUUUUGCAACAUGCAAGUUUCACUGAAUGGAAAGCCGAAAGCACAAACUCGCUGCUUUGGCUCCAUGGUGCUCAGGGUGCGGGCAAAAGCUGCUUAGCAUCAAUGGUCGUUGAGGAUGGUAUGAAUGUUUCCAGCCAGAUCGAAGACUUCGCUCAUGCCUACUUUUAUUGUUCUCGCAACACUGCUGAGCCCCAACGUGCAAAUGCACAGAGUAUUCUCGGAUGUAUUGCCCGUCAGCUUUCCAGUCCAUCUUCAAACCAGCCACUUGCUCCCCCAACACUUUCUCUUUACAGGAAAUUACACCUGGCAGAUGGUUCCACGAGAGUUCCUAGUCUGUAUCAAUGCCGUGACUUAAUUAUUGAACUGAGUGAAGCCCAUUCCCGGACCACUAUUGUGGUAGACGCUCUGGAUGAGUGCAGUAGGGAGGAGCGAGCAGAACUCGUCGAGGCACUGGAAUAUAUCAUCGACAACUCGACUAGUCUAGUCAAGAUCUUUGUCACUUCGCGUGAAGAAGGUGACUUGAGGUUAUCUAUCCAGGCACAUUCCGGGGUUCAAGUGACGUGGGUAGAGAAUGGGUCCGAUAUUGAGAAAUUUGUGAACUUUGAAACAGACAGGCUUGUGGCAAAGAACCAGCUACUUCCAUAUAUCCGAUUCAAAGCCACAAAAGAGAACCUGAAGGCAUUGAUCAAGGAAGACACUAUAUCUAAGGCCAACGGAAUGUUCCGUUGGGCCCAGUUGCAGCUGCAAAGCCUUCGUUGGAUUCGUACGGAGAGGGACAUUCGACUCGCUAUGUUAAGGAUCCCACGCCCUCUCAGCGAGCUAUACGAGGACCUUUACAGCAAGGCACUCGAAAGCACCGAAGACACAGAUCGGGCUUUGUUCCGAAACACGCUGAAAUGGAUGUUAUGCACGACGCGCGUUUUUGGUUGGGAAGACUUCUCCCAAGCUCUCACGAGCUUCGUGAAAAUUGAGGCAUACGAAAUCGAUGAAGACUUCAUCCUGGAUCUUCUCAGCAAUUUCGUAAUCUCUCAGACAACGCAAGAAGGAAAACGGACCUUCCGCUUCGCCCAUCUGUCGGUGCGAGAGUUUUUGGAAAACAAGUCUGAAUACUCCUCAAAAUCCAGCAACACCUUUGCCGCGGAAGUUUGUUUGUUGAGAUUGCUCGGUGCUUCCGGCUCGCCCAGCGCAGAACAAUUCCUCGGCAGACUAGACCUCAAUGUUCAAGACACCGUUACUUUCUCGGAAAUCGACUCUUACAAGAACGGCAUACAUGACUACUCCUUGCGAAAUUGGAAUGAACACUGUGUGGGUGCUGGCGAAAUGAAUCGAGCAAACGAGGAACUAUAUAUUUCUCGCCUCCUGCGCUAUUUUCUCUUUGAUGAUUCAGAUCCGAGCUGCCCAUUAAAGUGUUGGAUACGUUCUCGUCGGCGCCGCAAACUGGAAAACGAUCGCGGUGCGCAGUUUCUCCGGCUGUUACAAAAUUACCCUCGAUCGCGGGACCUGGGAUUUGUGCUUUCCUGCGUCUUCGGGUUCGGUGAAGUUCUUCGCCUCGACCACUACCAUGAGCUCGAUGAUAACGUCAAAGAAGCAUGUAUUCUGGCGGCCACGACAUACCACAAGUAUGAUAUUUUGGAGUAUUUGAUAGGAGAAACAACAGAACGAUUACUGAAAAAGCGCGUUUUGGAAGCUCUGGUCCGAAACAACGCCAUCGAGCCGCUCAAAUGGUUCUUGGGUCUUAUCGAGCCUGACCUGAUUACCGGAUCGGUCAUUGUGCAUACCUAUGGGGCAGAUCAAGAAACCAUUGAGCUGUUGCUUGAUCAUAAUAAAAAUCUCCACAUUACGACGGAGCUCAUUGAAGAAUGCGAAUAUUCUUACACCGCGAUUGAUGGACUUCUCCGCCGAGCCCCCGAUCUCUUAAUCACCCCUGAGAUACUCAAUAGUGCUAUAGCGGACAUGCCCAUUGAACGUCUGAGAGAAACUCUGGACAAGAAUGAUAGAUCAAUCAUUACAAGUGAUGUUAUCGGGACAGCUAGCUCGUGCGCGGGUUACAAAGACGGGAUGCGAGCCAAAAUAGAACUUUUGUUGGAACGCGCUGGGCAGACCAAAGGGACCGAGAGGGCUAUGAUGCGAGCCAUUGUCGAUAAUGGAAACACUGAGGUGAUUCAAAUUCUUCUUGAUCACGGUUGGCCGGUGACAGAAAAGGUUAUGGUCCAUGCUGCAAAAGAGGGAAUGGUUGUUUCUUUCCAGCUUCUGCUCAAGGCCGGAGGCCUAAUUACGUCCCAAGUCAUUGUUGGUGGAGCGCAGAAUGCUUAUGAUGGGGCUCGAAUGGUCAUGCUCCUUGUAUCCUUGAUGAACAGACCAUUGGACGAUGAAUUAUGGGUCCAGAUGAUGCUACAAUGCGCUCAGAUUCCAUUCCCCCAUUCGGAAAUCCUUCAAGCGCUCCUGGAAAUGAAACCUGAUCUGAUGAUCUCAGAAGAGGUUUUAAUUGCUUUCAUGAAAAAUCCCUACAAAGGGAACAGCAAUCUGGGUGUGAUUCUGGAGGACAACCGGGAGAUUCAGAUUACCGAUGCGGUGAUCGUGGCUGCAUUGAAAAGUUUGGACUACGACAAACCCAUGUUGAAACUUCUCGAUCGACAUGGCUCGACGACGGUUUCGAGCCAGAUGCUACUUGGAGCUGCUCAGAACAUUCAAUUCGGAGAUGAAAUGACAAAGCUUUUACUGCAGCGAACUGCAACGAUCGAGAAACCAUCCUCCAUGGUUGUUGACGCAGUUGUCAGUAAUUUGAUUUCAGGUUAUGCAACACUGCAGAUUCUGGAGAGCUAUUUCGGACAACUUGAUCUCUGUGAAGCGCAUGUGAAACCCGCGGCCGAGUCCGGAAACCAUUCUAUGCUAAGCUUGGUCUUGGAUCGAUGUUCAAUCACCGAGGCCACACCACCAGUAUUGUUAGCCACCGCGGCCAAGGGGAGUUUAGAGAUGAUGAAACAUCUUUUGAGACUAGACAAUGCUGUUGUUACCGAAGAAAUCCUGAUUGCGGCAUCAGGAAAUUACGACUGUAGCGUUGACAUGCUCAAGAUGCUUUGGAACUUCGCCCCACACAUUGGAGUUUGUCCUAAGAUGUUUUUGAACGUUCAGGAUUCAUCUCUUUAUUCGAGCGCCACGAUUGUUGGGUUUCUUUUUUCCCGGGUGAAAGAUUCCAGAUUGUGCCAGGAUAUUCUAGACGCAGUGAUGACGGCAAACCAUAUUCCAGACAGGUGGGACGAUUUGACAUCUGUGUCUAUUCUGAAUUGUGUCCUCGAGAGCGAAUUUGAAAUUGAAGUGACCGAUAAACUUGUGGUCAAUGCCUUGAAUGCAGGGCAUGGAUGGCUUUUAAGGAGUUUCUUUACCCACCGGACAAAUCUCGAAGUGUCACAGGAUAUGGUGAACACAGCAGUCGAGCUAGAAGACUAUCGGGCUCUGCAAGUGUUGGUCAGGCAUGCGAACUCGCCUGGAUUGGACUUGCAAGAUGCAAGGUUCAUUCUCGAUAAUUCAACGCCACCACCGUGGAGAUUCUUCGAUGAGUGA
Molecule: messenger RNA, 4530 nt
Organism: Penicillium concentricum
Lineage: Eukaryota; Fungi; Ascomycota; Eurotiomycetes; Eurotiales; Aspergillaceae
Product: Galactose oxidase/kelch beta-propeller
Exons: 5
Coding region: 1-4530 (1509 amino acids)
Source: RefSeq, a predicted model, not a curated record